UUAAAAUAACUUUUUUUAAACUUUAUUUGUAUGCAAUACAGGUAAUUUGUGAGUCAGCAUUUAUCUAAAUUUAAGCACACUUGGACGACUUCAGUAUAAGCUUACUUGGAUGCUAUAGUUUGAGUCUAUAUACUUGGAUGCCGCCUAAUAGAUAUAAAUGAAACACCCACCUUCGCCUCUCAUCUCAAUGCUAUUAUAAAUUGUAAGGAGUACGAUCUAAAUUGGCAUAGUAAAGAAAGCUAUUUUUUUGCACUUGUAUAUAUUUUGGCAUGUAAUAAUCUUUCAAUCAGGUGUGCAGUGCUUUAGUAUACCUAGUAUGUAAAAUCAAAGUGAACAAACAUAAAUAGAUUUAUUGAGAUUGUCUUAAAUAACAUUACAUAUGUAAAUAUUGACAAACAACACAUAAGUGUGUAAAAGAAGAGUUGAAGGUCAAUAUCCAGGUUAUUAAACAGUGUUUAGGAAGUGAGUUGUGAAGUGAACAACAUUAAGGAUGAAUUCAGGAGAAGAUCAUUGGUGGGGGUCAGCAACAUGUCCAAAUGUUGUCAAGUGUCCGACUGUCAUAUCCAUGGUUGGCCUCCCAGCCAGAGGCAAAACUUACAUGUCCAAAAAGCUAACUCGCUAUCUGAAUUGGAUUGGCAUUAAAACUAAAGCAUUUAAUGUUGGAGAAUAUCGUAGGGCAGCUACUGAGGCUUAUAGAACUCAUGAUUUCUUCAGAGCUGACAAUAAAGAGGCACAGGAAGUUAGACAGAAAUGUGCAAUAAUGGCAGUAGAAGAUGCCUGUAAAUUUCUAGACAGUGGCGGUGAAGUUGCUGUUUUGGAUGCUACCAACACUACUAGAGCAAGGAGACGUUUACUGGUAGAUCUUAUAAAAGAAAAACACAAGUUUAAGAUUUUCUUUGUAGAGUCUAUAUGUAAUGAUCCAACUAUUAUAGAAGCUAAUAUUGUUGAAGUAAAAGUAUGUAGUCCAGAUUAUGAAGGAAUGGAUAAAACUUCUGCUGUACAAGACUUUAUACAGCGUAUAGAGCAUUAUCGUGAACACUAUGAGGAACUAGAGCAUGAGAAGGACAAUGAUUUGUCAUACAUACAGAUAUUUAAUCAAGGGGAGAGAUUUAUGGUACAUAAACUAGCAGGUCAUUUACAAAGUAGAGUUGUUUAUUAUUUAAUGAAUAUUCAUGUAUUACCAAGAGCCAUUUAUCUAACUAGGCACGGUGAAAGUGAAAUGAAUUUGUUAGGAAGAAUUGGAGGGGAUAGUGGAUUGUCAGAGAGAGGUCAUGAGUAUGCACAGAAGUUGGGUAAAUAUGUACAAGACGAAAACAUUCCAAAUCUACGAGUGUGGACCAGUGAACUUGUUAGAACUAAACAGACAGCAGAAUUUAUAGAUGCACCCAAAGAAAAUUGGAAAGCUCUGAAUGAAAUUGAUGCUGGUAUAUGUGAAAAAAUGACUUAUGAAGAAAUCCAGGAGAAAUAUCCACAUGAAUUUGCAUCACGAGACCAAGAUAAAUUCCAUUACAGAUAUCCCAGUGGCGAGUCAUAUCAAGAUUUGGUUGCCAGACUAGAACCUGUUAUUAUGGAAUUAGAAAGACAAGAAAAUGUGAUGGUUGUAUGUCACCAAGCUGUUAUGAGAUGUUUGUUAGCUUAUUUUCAAGAUAAAUCAGCAGAUGAAAUCCCUCAUGUGAAGGUGCCCUUCCAUACGGUGGUAAAAUUGAAAUUGACUGGACAUGGCUGCGAGUGUCUACACAUACCACUGCUGACAAGAAGAUCUUCCCUACUUAAAAGUUCCUCUACACACAGUGAUCAAACUGACGCCAGUAGCUUAUGGCUGUAGAGUAGAAUAUAUCAGCCAAAACAUAGAGGCUGUUAAUACUCAUCGGGAUAAAC
Messenger RNA from Mytilus trossulus (common blue mussel), 1878 nucleotides. RefSeq names its product 6-phosphofructo-2-kinase/fructose-2,6-bisphosphatase-like. The transcript has 14 exons. Gene Ontology annotation, biological process: fructose metabolic process; fructose 2,6-bisphosphate metabolic process. Gene Ontology annotation, cellular component: cytosol. Lineage: Eukaryota; Metazoa; Mollusca; Bivalvia; Mytilida; Mytilidae. The record is from RefSeq and is a predicted model, not a curated record. Gene Ontology annotation, molecular function: fructose-2,6-bisphosphate 2-phosphatase activity; 6-phosphofructo-2-kinase activity; ATP binding. The coding region runs from base 491 to 1825 and encodes 444 amino acids.